This is a messenger RNA of Sorghum bicolor (sorghum), 1795 nucleotides long. Its product is annotated as acyl transferase 4. Lineage: Eukaryota; Viridiplantae; Streptophyta; Magnoliopsida; Poales; Poaceae. The record is from RefSeq and is a predicted model, not a curated record. The coding region runs from base 118 to 1428 and encodes 436 amino acids. The transcript has 2 exons.
CAUGCCAUCUCUCAAACACAUUUCAGCAUGAGCACACACCCCACUCACUAGCUGCUAGCAGCUUAAUACAACUACACACUCCAAAAAAGAAAACAAGCAGGUGCUAAGCUAGCAGCUAUGGGCACAAUCGAUGAUACCGCCGGGUUAUUCCCGGUGACGAGGACGAACAGGUCGCUGGUGCCGCCGUCGUCGGCGACGCCGCAGGAGACGCUGCGCCUGUCGGUGAUCGACCGCGUGGCGGGGCUGCGCCACCUGGUGCGGUCGCUGCACGUGUUCGCCGGCGGCGAGAACAAGAAGCAGGCGGCGCCGCCGGCGAAGUCCCUGCGGGAGGCGCUGGGAAAGGCGCUGGUGGACUACUACCCGUUCGCGGGGCGGUUCGUGGAGGAAGACGGGGAGGUCCGGGUGGCGUGCACCGGCGAGGGCGCCUGGUUCGUGGAGGCCGCCGCCGCGUGCUCCCUGGAGGAGGUCCGGCACCUGGACCACCCCAUGCUCAUCCCCAAGGAGGAGCUGCUGCCGGAGCCGGCGCCCGGCGUCAACCCGCUCGACAUGCCGCUCAUGAUGCAGGUGACGGAGUUCACGUGCGGCGGCUUCGUGGUGGGUCUAAUCUCCGUCCACACCAUCGCCGACGGUCUAGGCGCCGGGCAGUUCAUCAACGCGGUGGCGGACUACGCCCGUGGCGGCGCCACCGCCGGCGCCGUCACCAGACCCCGCAUCACCCCGAUCUGGGCGCGCGACGUGAUCCCGGACCCGCCCAAGAUGCCGGCGCCGCCGCCGCGCCUCGACCUGCUGGACCUGGUCUACUUCACGACGGACCUGAGCCCGGACCACAUCGCCAAGGUCAAGUCCAGCUACCUCGAGUCCACGGGGCAGCGCUGCUCGGCGUUCGACGUGUGCGUGGCGCGCACCUGGCAGGCCCGCGUCCGCGCGCUCCGCCUCCCGGACGCCGCCGCGCCCGUCCACGUCUGCUUCUUCGCCAACACCCGCCACCUGCUCCCGGCGACGGCGGCGGCGCCGGCGAGUGGGUUCUACGGCAACUGCUUCUACACCGUCAAGGCGACGCGGCCCAGCGGCGAGGUGGCGGCGGCCGACAUCGUCGACGUCGUGCGCGCCAUCCGGGACGCCAAGGCGAGGCUCGCCGCCGACUUCGCGAGGUGGGCGGCGGGCGGGUUUGAUCGGGACCCCUACGAGCUCACCUUCACCUACGACUCCCUCUUCGUCUCCGACUGGACGAGGCUAGGGUUCCUCGAGGCUGACUAUGGCUGGGGCACGCCGACGCACGUCGUGCCGUUCUCGUACCACCCGUUCAUGGCCGUCGCCGUCAUCGGGGCGCCGCCGGCGCCUAAGCCCGGCGCACGCAUCAUGACCAUGUGCGUCCAGGAGCAGCACCUGCCUGAGUUCCAGGAGCAGAUGAACCAGCCCUGCUCAUGAUCCGAUGUGAUGAUCCAACCUGCUGCUAGUACGUAUAUGAUCAUGCAUGCAUGCGCGUGCAAGUUUGGAAUUUGUCAAUAACGAACGAACGAACCGUACGUACGUCGUCGUCAACUGAAUUGGAUUCGAAUUCGCGUGUAAUUUGCUUCUUCUAUUUGUCCAAAUUUGCCACAACUAGUUGUACACACGUAUAUAAAAUCCAUCCUACUUUACUUGUAUGUGUGAAUGUAUGUAUGUCAAGAGUCAACACCUUAUACCUGCCCGGCUGCCCAAAAUAUAAAAAUGGUGGGCUAGCUAAGCUCUUUUUUUAUGCACCUGUAGCAAUUCACGGAAGAAUGAAUGAAAUAAAGGUCCAUGAUUUAUCCUA